This is a messenger RNA of Juglans regia (Persian walnut), 1205 nucleotides long. RefSeq lists its product as uncharacterized. The transcript has 2 exons. The record is from RefSeq and is a predicted model, not a curated record. Lineage: Eukaryota; Viridiplantae; Streptophyta; Magnoliopsida; Fagales; Juglandaceae. The coding region runs from base 178 to 1134 and encodes 318 amino acids.
CACCCAUAAUUGCACCCAGCAAUGCUUUUUCACUAUGGAAAUCUGAGCUCUUGAGCUACCCACUUUUUUAAUUUCUUCUUCCUUUCCUCCAACUUCUAAUAUAUAUAUAUAUACUCCAGUCUCCAUCAUCUUUUUCCCCCCCACCACCCCAUCAUCCCUUUUUUUUUCUUGCCUUCUAUGAUGGAUUCCUCAUGCAGCACCUCUUCUGUCAAUGGCUUCUACAACUUUCUCAACCAAGGACUCGAUGAUCUUGAUCGAUCCCUACUCUCUCAUGACUUCAUGUCAACCCAAUUCCUUCAAGUGGUGCUUUCCUCCCUAAGAUCCUUUCACUUCCAGUUAACCGUUUUGGUUCAAAAACUUCACUUGCCAAUAGGUGAAAAAUGGCUUGACGAGUACAUGGACGAAAGCUCAAGGCUCUGGGAAGCCUGCAAAGUUCUUAAAUCUGGUGCCUCCGGGAUGGAAAAUUACUACAGGACCUGUGCCAAUAUAGAAACCUCCUUGGAUGGUUAUCGCCAUUUAAGCCCACAACUCAGUCGUCAGGUGAUUCGGCUGAUAACUGGUUGCCAGAGAGAAAUUGGGGCAUUGGGAGAGAAUAACAAGAUCUUAAUGCAAAAUAGAAUUCAACCUCUAUCAUUAUGUUCCAAUGAGAACAUCUCGACAAUAUCAAAGUCCAACGGGUUCAAUGGUUUUCGAGGUGUUCUUAAUGCAAUGAAGAACAUUUGCUCGUUGCUUUUGAUGAUCUUGCUUUGCGGACUUGUAUAUUGUUGGCCUGCAUCGAUCUUUUGCCAAGAAGGGUACGAGGUGAAUGCUGCAUAUGGCUCUGGUUUGAUGGUUUUAAUUACCAGACUGCGGCAAAGAGUUGCAAAUGAGAUAGAACAGAUUGAAGGGCAGCCGGGAAUUUUGCUUUACGAGUUUCGGGUAGCGAAGACCACCAUGGAGGAGCUGAAAAUUGAAAUGGAGACAUUCUUGAAGUAUGGAGAGGAGGGUGAUAUCCAUGACAGGGUUGAGAGGUUGAAGAGUUACUUUGGGUCGUUGAGAUGUGGGGUGGAGGCUAUAAUUGGACAGCUUGAUGAUUUUUUCGAUGAAAUAGUUGAAUGUAGGAAGAAGCUUUUGGACAUGUGCACUCGUAGGUAGAAAGAAAGUGCAAGCUCUAGGUUGAGGGAAAACAAAGGUUCAAACAAGAAGUGGAAAAAAAUAAAUAAAAA